Molecule: messenger RNA, 1232 nt
Organism: Oncorhynchus keta (chum salmon)
Lineage: Eukaryota; Metazoa; Chordata; Actinopteri; Salmoniformes; Salmonidae
Product: sarcolemmal membrane-associated protein-like
Exons: 9
Coding region: 45-1232 (395 amino acids)
Source: RefSeq, a predicted model, not a curated record
GAAGCCUCAGUCACACGGAGGAUGAGUGUUCCCACCUGAAGGAGAUGAAUGAGAGGAACCAUGAAGAGCUCAGAGAACUGGCUAAUAAAUACAACGGCGCUGUCAACGAGAUCAAGGACCUCACUGACAAGAUAAAGCUGGCAGAGGGUCGUCAGGAGGAGUUGACUCAGAGGGGUCAGAUGGAGAAGAAGGAACUGCAGCUUUGUAUUGAUGAGAUGGAGGAGAAGGAACAGGCUCUACAGGCCCGCUUUGAGGCCUUACAGGCUGAUAACGACUUCUCUAACGAACGCCUCACUGCCCUGCAAGUUGGUUUAGAACAGCUGCAGGAGAAAAGCAUCAAGGACAACAACAGUUUAGCUGUGAAGCAGUUGAAAGAAGCAGUGGGUUCGUCGUUGCACAGGCUGGCUAACUUUGAUGAGGUGAUAGAUGCCCACCUGCAGAACAGCCAGACAGCAGCAGGAGACCGCCUUGCCAAUCCUGACCAACUCAAAGAUGGAAACAUGGAUGAUCAUGAACUGAACGAGCCACAGAACAGGGUCGCCAUGCUCAAAGAUGAGCUGCGGAUGGCCAACCUGGAGCCUGGGGACAGAGAGCAGGUGAUUCACCACCUCCACAGAGAGCUGCUGGAGGCCCAGGACUUGGCCAACACAGGCAAGCAGAAGUGUCUGCAGCUCCAGGCCUUACUGGAGGAGGAGAGGAGGAGUAACAGGCAGCAGACUGAGGAGUCAGCCAAGCAGAUCCAGUACCUACAGAGUCAGUUGGGGAAGCUAGCGGUAGACAUGGAGGAGCUGAAGGAGCAGAGAGAGAGCAGCAUCAGCAGCACACAGGAGGAGCUGUACUCUGCUCAGGAGGAGGUGCUAGUUCUCCACCACGCCAUGGAGGCCGCCACGGCCGAGAGGGAGCGAGACAUCGCCGCCCUGCAGAGGGAUCUGGGAGGUGUCACGGCCGAGUUGGAGAAGUGGCGUCAGGCUGCGUCGAAAUACGAACAGGAGAUCAACUCCCUGCAGGCCACCUUCCAACAGCAGAGCCUGCACCAGCACCAGCAGAGAACUAACGAUCUACAAGGGGAGUUUCAGCGUCUUCAGAAGGACUGUCCCAGUCUGCAGCAGGAGUGUGAGUGUCUCCGUUCUGAGAAGACGACCCUGGUGAACAGACUACACGGACUGGAGACAGACCUGGACAGGUGGGUCUACACACUGCAGAUGGGGGGUGUAGCUCUGACUGUCAACUGA